GUAGGCGGGGCCCCCCACCGCUGCAGCGGCCCCAGCUGUGACACACGCUGCGCGGCUCCUGCGCCGCGUCCACAGGCUUGGUUCAAACAGGGAGGUGACCAGCGGCGGCGGCGGCAGCUCAGUGGAGAAUAGCUCCUCUAUGAACGCCCCUCAGACUCACUUAUGUGAAUCACAUUUUCCACUUUGAGCAGAGUUGCUUCAGCACUGGGCCUGUCCGAGAGGAGCCGCGUUCUCAAAGUUCUCUUCCUCCCUCGGAGGCGCAGAAAAAACGAGCGGAUGCGCUGUUGGCACAUGGUCUGCGGCUGAAAACGCCCCGAAAAGAUCAAUACAGCCGAGGCGCUGCAAAGUUUUUGAAUAAGAAGCUGGAGACAUGUUGGACUUUUAUUUGGUUUCUUGUUGGAUGAGAUGUUUGGAUCGCGAUUGACGAGCUGCGCUGUUUUGAUGGAUCAGUCUAAAUGGAGCCAGUGAGACGGGUUGGGUCCAGCUCGGCUCGCUGAUUGUCUCCGUCAGCGCAGACAGACAUGGAUCUUCAGGUGAUCGUCUGGCUGGUGUACUGCUUUCUGCUGCCAGCCGUCCUCCUGACAGCUUCUCUUUUCCGCUUCAACUUACUGUCACUGGUUUACUUCCUCUAUCUGCUGCUGCUGCCAUGGUUCUUCUGCCCAAACAAGUACACAGUGAGAGGUCACACUGGUCGGUUUAUUAAAACAGUGUUCUGCACCAGUCUACUGUUCGUUCUGGCUCACAUUUGUUUCCAGGCCGUGCUGCAUACAUUUACUCCCCUCAACGACGCAAUAGGGUAUAACUGUUCACGAUGGGAAACCAUAACCAGACACAUUGGACUGUCCCGGCUUCCCUUGGAGGAUCCUUGGAAUGUGCUCCGUCUCCUGUGUCCGGAUGUAGGAGUGUGUGUGGUGUCACUCGUUACUAUUGUUCUCUGCAGCAGAUUGGUCAGGAACAGAGAAAUGGUGGCUGCAGCCAAUAUAACAUCACUUGAAGAGGAUUCUGCAGACACAACAACAGAGAAUGAGGAAGAUGAAGGGUCAUCAGCUGAUGAAGAGGAGGAGGAGGAGGAAAGGUCUUUGAACGGUGACCCCGAGGAGGUUUCCACAGCAACCAGAGCCAAGCAGCUGGCAGAAGGUCUCAAAGUCAAAGUGUUGAAAAUCCUGCGGGACCUGGGGAGGGUGAUGGUUGUCAUCCUGCUGGGUCUGGCCGGCAUCACGCUACCAUCUGCCUUCUCAGCACUUUACUUCCUCCUGUUCAUUGGGGUGUGCACCUGGUGGGCAUGCCAUCUACCCAUCAGCCUCCUGGGAUUUAAUGCACUGUGUGUGAUGGUGGGCUUCUUCGCUGCUGGCCACAUGGUGUGCCUGUACUUGUACCAGAGUCUGCUGGGCCAGGCCUUCUUCCCUCCCCACAGUCUGUGGGCCAGACUUUUUGGUCUAAAGGACAUCAUCAUACCAGGAAACUGCUCCAUGCCUGAUGACCUCAUCCUGAACCACAGUCACGGCUGGCCAGUUUAUGUCAAUCCAGGAAUCCUCCUGUUGCUGUAUGUUACUGUAGCAGCUGUUAUCAAAUCAGGAUUGCAGGCUACAUCUAACCAGCUGGAAAAAAGAAAAGCUUCAAAGGACGAUUGGGUGGAGUUAAAAUCGUGGAAUGAACAAGAAGACAACUGUGAAGACGAGACACAGAUCACCCUAGUGUCCAGGGAAUCAGAAGGUCCAGGGGAGACAGUGACUGGAGAACAUCAGUCAGGUGUUGCAGGUGAGGCCCGUAAGGGACAGCUGAAUGAGAGCCCAUUUUUCCUGCUGGGAAGGGUGGUGAUGCAGCAGAGCUAUGUCUGCGCCCUCAUAGCCAUGAUGGUUUGGAGCAUCACCUACCACAGCUGGCUAACCUUUGUGCUGCUGCUGUGGGCUUGUCUCAUCUGGAUGCUACGUUCCAGACGACAUGCAGCAACACUGUGCUCUCCCUUCAUCCUGCUCUAUGGCCUGGCUCUGUGCUGUCUGCAGUACGUCUGGGCCAUGGAGCUUGAACCGAUACUGCCCACCAAAGUGGGGACGAUGAGCCUCAGACAGCUGGGACUGGACAGAGCAGAGUAUCCCUGUCUAAGACUGGGAGCUAUGCUUUUGUUUACCCUAACCUUCUGGCUGUUGGUGCGUCAGUCGGUGAAAGAAAACUUCAGGAGAAAGAGCAAAAUGUCUACACCUCUACAGGAAGUCACCACAAAAGAACUGGGCGCUGGCAGUGAGUCAGUGCUGAAGAUUCUGGGAGGCAUGGUGAUGAGCUGCUAUGCCAAAUACUGGAUCUAUGUUUGUGGAGGGAUGUUCAUCAUGGUCUCUUUUGCUGGAAAACUGGUUGCAUACAAGAUUGUCUACAUGUUGCUCUUCCUGCUCUGCCUUUGCUUCUAUCAGGUGUACUACUCUCUUUGGAGACAUCUGCUGAAGCUCUUCUGGUGGCUGGUUGUGGCCUACACCAUGCUCGUGCUCAUCUCCAUCUACACAUACCAGUUUGAAGACUUCCCUGAAUACUGGAAGAACCUAACUGGCUUCACAGAUGACCAGUUGGCAGCCAUCGGCCUGGAGACGUUUGCUCUGUCAGAGCUCUUCUCCAGUAUUCUCAUCCCUGGUUUCUUCCUGCUGGCCUGUAUUCUGCAGCUGCACUACUUCCACAAGCCCUUCAUGAGGAUCACUGACCUGGACCAUGUUACUCCCACACACAGAAGGAAGAAGAAAGAAAGAACUGAGGAAGGCAGCUCUGAUAAUGUGAGGGUAAACCCUGAGGAAGAAGAACUAGUGCCUGACAAUGAUAAAGAAUCUGAAGAUGAAGAGUUGGUGCCCACUAAAUGGGGUCUGGUCAUGGACAGGAUUCUGGUUUUGUCCAGGAAGUUCUCGGACAUCCUUACUAAAGUCCAGGGGUUCCUCUGGAGGAUUCUGGAGCUUCACAUCCUCAAAAUGGUGGCAUUUUUCUCUGUGUGGUUUGCACUUGAAGAGCCCUCAGUGAUGAAUCUGGUCCUGGUGGUGUUGUGGUCUCUGGCGAUGCCUUUUAGCCGCUUCAGGCCCAUGGCAUCGUGCCUGUCCACAGUUUGGGUCUGUGUUAUCAUUGUCUGUAAGAUGCUCUAUCAACUAAGUGUUGUCAACCCCUCUGAGUACUCCCACAUCUGUGACAUGCCACUAACUAACACAACCAACUUAUUACCAGAGGAGAUGAAUAACUCCACGCUCUACAAGGAGCCCAUUGAUCCAGCCAAGUGGUUUGGUAUCAGAAAAGAUACGACGGCGCUGGGAUAUAGCAAGAAUCAUUUGAUAGUGCUGAUGUUGCUGGUCUUUGAGGCAACGGUGUACCGUCACCAGGUUCACCAUUAUCGUCAGCUCCUGCGAUCCCCCCCAACCAUACCGACCCUCUUCCCUUCUGCAAAGAGGGACACUUUAGACAAGGGCCUCAUUCCAUGCUUCAAGUACCUGCUCAACUUCGCCUUUUACAAGUUUGGAUUGGAGAUAUGCUUUCUGAUGACGGUGAAUGUGAUUGGGCAGCGAAUGAACUUCCUUGUCAUAAUCCACGGCUGUUGGAUGGUGGCCCUCUUGGUGAGGCGGCGACGAGCAGCUAUCGCUAAGAUCUGGCCCAAAUACUGUCUCUUCCUGUCGAUCUUCAUGAUCUACCAAUAUGUGUUGUGUGUGGGCAUACCUCCUGCUCUCUGCAUAGACUACCCAUGGAGGUGGAACAAUCAACUGUUAAUGAGUUCAGCUCUCAUUAAAUGGAUCUUUCUGCCUGAUUUCUACACUGUGCCCAACUCCAAAAACCUGAUAGCGGACUUUCUCCUGCUGAUGUGUGCCUCCCAGCAGUGGAAGGUGUUUGAGUGUGAGAAGCAGGAGGAGUGGAUGGUCCAAGGAGGAGAGAACACUGAUGAGCCUGAUCCAAUGGAGGGUCAGCUCUUUAACCCUGCGCCCAACUUCAUCAACUGCAGGAGUUAUCUGGACAUGGUGAAGGUGUUGGCCUUUCGGUACUUCUUCUGGUUCGUGCUGUCGAUGGUCUUCAUCACUGGGGCCACCAGGAUCUCUAUAUUUGGGCUUGGUUAUCUGACCGCAUCCUUCUUUUUUCUGCUGUUUGGAACCAAGCUGUUGGUCAAACCUUCCAGAGUUCGCCUCAUGCUCUGGGACUGUCUCAUCAUCUACAACGUGGCAGUUAUUAUAUCUAACAGCAAGCUGGACGAAUCAAUCCUGGCCUGCGUGUUUGUGUCUGAGAUGCAGGCAGGAUUCUGUUGGGUGAUUCAGCUCUUCAGCCUGGUUUGCACAGUUAAAGGAUAUUAUGAUCCUAAUGCUGUGAGUGGUGAGACGUGCAUCCUUCCAAUAGAAGAAGCAGGGAUUCUGUGGGACAGUUUGUGUCUUCUCUGUCUCUUGCUGCAGAGGAGGGUCUUCCUCAGUUUCUACUUCCUGCAUGUGACAGCAGAACUACAGGCGUUUGCCAAACAGGCAUCAAGAGGGUUUGAGCUCUUCAGAGCCAGCAUUAUGAAGAACGUUAAGUUUCAUCAACAGAUUGAAAAGAAAUCACUGUCACAACUCAAGAAAUCGAUGCAGAGGAUUCGCUCUAAGCAACAAAAGUACAAGGAUGGACAGAAAAGCAGUGAAAUUUCCACAGAAACCCAGGAAGCUGGUAGAAGCAGCCCUGACCACCCUCCAGAAGUUGAAUCUCAGAAAGACGGGAAUAAGUCUAAGAAGAAGAACUGGUACCAACCAUGGAUAAACCACGCAGCAGUCAUCCACUCAGGGGACUACUACCUGUUUGAAUCCGACAGUGAGGAUGAAGACGAUCUGAAUUAUGAAGAAAAGAAGCCUCAGACGCAGACUGCGUGCCAGCUGGCAUACCAGGCAUGGGUGACUAGUGUGAAGACAGCUUUGAGGGAACGCCAGAGACGUCAGAGACACUUGAAAGCCAUUAAAGGAAAAGAAGCAAGGAUACGAGAAAGAAGAGAUUCCCAACAGGAAGCUCUCACGCUGAAGGCUUCUGCAGAUAACGUUUUUGAGGAGGCUGAUGUUAAUGGCGAAGUGGAGGAUCCUGAGGAGGAAGAGUCUGUGCACGGAGAGAUGGUUCAGAAGAUCCUGGACAUUCUACGCUUCCUAUGGGCCAUUAUUUUGGCCAUGGUGGAUGGUCUGACCCAGUGGCUCAAUCUGCUCACUAAACAGUACAGAGAUACAUCUACUGUCCUGUGCAACGAACGCUACUUCAUCAUACACAAAAUCAAACAGCGUGAUACAGCCGAGUCCAGAGAAGACCUGGGGUCCCAGAACAGUGAGAGUUCCACUCUGAGUACAUGUUUGGAUCAAGCUGCUCCAGAACAUGCUACCAGAAGCAGAGUCGAGACCCAGAGGCGCAGCAGCAACGGGCAUCUCCUCCCUGAAGAAGCCCCAAGCAGCGACGCUGGACUGCAGCCAGAGCCAUUAAGACAGAGACACUCCAGAACAGCCAGCGAGAUCCUGUCCGACAGAGCCUUUUUUAUAGAGGAGCUGGAGCAGAGCAGAGAAUUCUACAGCAACCAGAACCGUUUGCUGAGGCUGCUGGUAGCCGUGUACAACCUGCUGUCGGCCAAUUCAGAGCUGCUCUGCUAUUUAAUAAUAGUCCUGAACAAUGUGGUCAGUGCCUCUGUCAUCUCGCUGGUCCUGCCGAUGCUGGUCUUCCUGUGGGCCAUGCUUUCUGCUCCAAGACCAACUAAGAGGUUCUGGAUGACAGCUAUAGUCUACACAGAGGUGAUGGUGGUGCUGAAAUACAUUUUCCAGUUUGGGUUCUUUCCAUGGAACAGUGUUUAUGAGAUGACCCUAAAUGAAGACAAGCCCUUCUUCCCACCACGCAUCUUUGGCCUGGAGAAAACUGACAGCUACAUCAAAUAUGACCUCCUUCAGCUGCUGGCUCUGUUCUUCCACAGAUCCCUCCUCAUGCAAUAUGGUCUGUGGGACCAUGAGGGCCCCCUGGAGGAGCAAUGCACACCAGAAGAUGGACAUAACAUCAGAGCAGCAGAGGAAAACGGGAGCAGGAAGGAGGAAACCCCAGAAGCUGAAGGAAAAGAUCAGGACAUUCAAGAACCAGGUACCAGCUCAGAGGCUGCUACCAUGGAGUCCCGUGAUGCUGCUGAACCCCUGUCUGCUGAGUUGGGGGAAGACCCUGACAAAGAGCCCAGGAUCAACAAUGUGGAUCCUUUAGAUGUGAUGGAGAGAGACGAUAAACGGCUGACAGAGGAAGUUCCAAAGAGAGACAGCAGGAUCCGAUUCCGCAAAAAGAACAAGAAAGCAAGAAAGCAGGACAGCAAAGAGUCUCUGUCAGAGACUGCAGAGUCUGGUAAGGAACCAGGGGAGGAAAACCAGAAAGGCAAGAGGAGUGAGGCCGCCCUCAGAUUAAUCGCCGUGGGACACAAGAUCCAACAAGUCUUCAUAACGGGUUUCCAGAGCGUAAAGCAGCCAGCUCAGAGGUUCUUUAGAAGCAUAACCAAGGAUAAAUAUCGGGCUUCCACAGAUGUCUACGCACUGAUGUUCCUUACUGACGUCAUUGACUUUGUUAUCAUCAUCUUUGGCUUUUGGGCCUUUGGGAAGCACAGUGCUGCAGCCGAUAUAGCCUCCACGCUGUCAGAGGACCAGGUACCUGAGGCCUUCCUGGUGAUGUUGCUCAUCCAGUUCAGUACCAUGAUCAUUGACCGAGCUCUGUAUCUGCGCAAGGCGGUUUUGGGGAAACUCAUCUUUCAGGUGAUCCUUGUUUUGGGAAUUCAUCUGUGGAUGUUCUUCAUCCUGCCUGCUGUCACUGAAAGGAAGUUCAACCAGAACUUUGUGGCCCAGCUGUGGUACUUUGUCAAGUGUAUUUAUUUUGGCCUGUCGGCCUAUCAGAUCCGCUGUGGUUACCCCACUCGUAUCCUCGGCAACUUCCUCACCAAGAAGUACAACCACCUCAACCUGUUUCUCUUCCAAGGGUUCCGCCUUGUGCCAUUCUUGGUGGAGCUGCGUGCGGUGAUGGACUGGGUUUGGACCGACACAACUCUGUCCCUGUCAGACUGGAUGUGUGUUGAGGACAUUUAUGCCAACAUCUUUAUCAUAAAAUGCAGCCGGGAAACAGAAAAGAAAUACCCUCAGCCUAAGGGGCAAAAGAAGAAGAAGAUUGUGAAAUAUGGCAUGGGUGGACUUAUCAUUUUCUUCCUAAUCUGCAUCAUCUGGUUUCCCCUUCUCUUCAUUUCAUUGGUCAGAUCAGUGGUGGGCGUGGUUAACCACCCCAUUGAUGUCACAGUCACUUUCAAACUGGGAGGUUACGAGCCCCUGUUCACCAUGAGUGUGCAGCAGCAGUCAAUAAAACCCUUCACAGCUGCUGAGUACGACCAGCUCACCAAAACAUUUGGAGACAACGCAGUAGCCAUGCAGUUCAUCACUCUGUACAGCUAUGAGGACAUUGUGACGGCCAUGAUUGAGGGUAGCUCAGGAUCCGUGUGGAGGAUCAGCCCCCCCAGCAGGCAGGAGGUCGUUAAAGAGCUUCUUGGAAGUUCUGUGGAUCUGACCCUGCGUCUGGCCUGGACGUUCCAGAGGGACCUGGGUAAAGGUGGAACAGUUGAACACACGAUUGGCAAACAUUCGAUAGACCUGGAACCUGGAAACCCCGUCAGAGCAGAACUGGCAUCUUUACUGAUUGGUAAUCGGACUGAGCCUGUGCUUGUUCCUAAUAUGUUCCCUAACUACAUGCGUGCCCCUAAUGGAGCUGAGGCCAAACCAGUCAGCCAGCUAUAUAGAGAUGAUUACCAGGAUAUCACUCUGUCCCUGAUGAGUCACCGGUCUUCGAACAGCUCUGGGAACCAGGAGUGGUGGGACAUUGCCAUUUCAAAAUGUGAGCCCUCGUCAUGUAGUGUGCUCCCCAUGGUCAUAUUCAAUGACAAAGUCAGCCCACCAAGCCUGGGCUUCCUGGCAGGAUAUGGGAUUAUGGGUCUGUAUGUGUCCGUGGUCCUGGUCAUUGGGAAGUUUGUGCGUGGCUUCUUCAGUGAGAUUUCCCACUCCAUCAUGUUUGAAGAGCUGCCCUGUGUGGACCGCAUCCUGAAGCUCUGCACUGACAUCUUCCUGGUCCGGGAAACAGGAGAACUGGAACUGGAAGAGGAGCUCUACUCCAAACUGAUCUUCCUCUAUCGCUCUCCAGAGACUAUGAUCAAAUGGACUCGGGACAUCCACAUACGAGGGCAGAACUGACACCGAUUGUCUGUUUACUUGAUGUGAAGCCCAGUGAAGAGACGCCCAGUGGACAACACAUGACGGGCGUCUCAUGGACGUAUAGCCACAGAGACACUGUGCAGCAGACGUGGCUCAGCGGACACGCAAUGUGAAACAUCUCCUCAUGCUGGACUCCUUGUGCUGUUGUGUUUUUGCUGCUGCUGCCUGACCUCUCUGAUCAAACCAACCUCGACACACACUGUAGGAAUAAGGUAGCACCCUUUGGGGGUGUCCUGGGAAGCAGCUGGAUGUCCGCUGCAUAUCUGGAGCUUUAAACUAAAGAACCACCGCAGGCAGGGGGACUGUACAUGGGGCUUGAGCCAGCUGCUGUCCACAGCCGUUUCCCUUUCCCUUCCCAGAAUGCUUAGAGGUCACUAGAAAACAUGGUUUUAGUCUUACGGUGAUUUGUCUACAGAGAGGGCAAACAAAAGACACAAUGCACGCACUAUUGCUUUUUUUAAGAAACAGGAAUGUUCCCUUUUUAAAAAGAUGAAAAUCUGAGGUCUCAGUAAACUGUCUGCAAUAUGCUUGGAUGAAAAUGCCAGAGCAAAACCUCCCCACUGCACUGUUUUCAGCUCUGCCUUUACACCUGGGUUUGUUAGGGACGCCUUUAAAGCCUGCAGCUGGUUUCUCCUCUUAGACUACCGAGUUGCUCAGAGUAAGUACCUAAAGGAAAAGUAAGGCAGUGUGAAAAUCUAUAUAAAAUGACUUAACUUGAACCAACUUAAUAAUUUAGCUGUCUACACCAUCUUUGUCUCUGCAGUCAGAACCUCAAAAAAGGUACUCAGCACUAGGGCUGGACGAUAUAGAAUAAAAGCAUAUCGAUAAAAUAGAAAUCAUAUUGAUCGAUAUCGAUAAUUAUCAA
Molecule: messenger RNA, 9078 nt
Organism: Fundulus heteroclitus (mummichog)
Lineage: Eukaryota; Metazoa; Chordata; Actinopteri; Cyprinodontiformes; Fundulidae
Gene: piezo1
Product: piezo-type mechanosensitive ion channel component 1
Exons: 54
Coding region: 522-8192 (2556 amino acids)
Source: RefSeq, a predicted model, not a curated record